GUCUAACAACAGUGACCAAUAGGAAGAACAGAAGAGAAUCCAAGAAAGCUGAGGUAAACCAUGAAUAUAAAAAUGUAUUCCAUCCUUUUGGUAGUCUUCUUGACCAAUACUGUGUGGACUCGAAACAUCAGAAUGAUUAAUGAUGACCUUGACCCAUAUGACUGGUCUUACUACACCUUUGAGUGUCCACAAGAAUGUUUUUGUCCUCAUAAUUUCCCAACUGCUUUAUACUGUGAUAACAAGGAACUUAAAGAAAUACCUGCCAUCCCAGCAAGAAUCCGGUAUCUCUAUCUUCAAAACAAUCUCAUUGAAACAGUUACAGGGAAAUCCUUUGCGAAUGCCACACAACUAAGAUGGAUCAAUCUGAACAACAACAAAAUCACUAGCAGUGGAAUUGAAAAGGAUGUAUUCAGCAACUUGAAAAGUCUGCUCUACUUGUUUCUUGAAGAUAAUGAGUUAGAAGAGGUGCCUGCUCCACUGCCAGCAAGCUUAGAGCAGCUGCGUUUGGCCAGAAACAAAAUCACUGCAAUCCCUGGAAAAGCCUUCAACAAUUUGGAAAACCUCACUAUGCUAGAUCUACAUCAAAAUAAGCUGUUGGACAGUACUCUCUCAAGUGACACCUUCCAAGGACUUAGCAGCCUCAUGCAACUCAACAUUGCUCAAAACUCACUUACAAAAAUGCCGCCAAUUCUCCCAGCUAAUGUAAUGCAGCUGUUUUUGGACAAUAACUCUAUUGAAGCAAUACCAGCAAAUUACUUUGAUGCAAUGCUCAAGCUGAUUUUCCUUCGACUGAACAACAAUAAAUUAACUGAUGAAGGUCUACCAACGAAAGUCUUUAACAUUUCAUCUCUUCUUGACCUUCAGCUCUCUUACAAUGAGCUCACCAGAAUUCCAGCGAUCACUGUUCACCUUGAACAUCUUCAUCUUGAUAACAACAAGAUCAACAGUGUUAAUGGCACUCAAAUGUGUCCAAUUCCUAUCCCAGGAGAUCAUGUUUAUGAGAGAAAUUUGCCACGCCUCCGCUAUCUCCGCCUGGAUGGCAAUGAAAUCAAACCUCCAAUUCCAUUUGACCUCAUGCUCUGCUUCCGACUCCUUCAGGCUGUUGUUAUUUAAAGACUGCUUAAUGUCACAGUUGUUGUGUCA
Molecule: messenger RNA, 1143 nt
Organism: Elgaria multicarinata webbii
Lineage: Eukaryota; Metazoa; Chordata; Lepidosauria; Squamata; Anguidae
Gene: KERA
Product: keratocan
Exons: 3
Coding region: 61-1113 (350 amino acids)
Molecular function (GO): protein binding
Source: RefSeq, a predicted model, not a curated record